Gadus chalcogrammus (walleye pollock) is the source of this 1763-nucleotide messenger RNA. It is a transcript of the gene ankrd34c, whose product is annotated as ankyrin repeat domain 34C. The record is from RefSeq and is a predicted model, not a curated record. The transcript has a single exon. Gene Ontology annotation, molecular function: protein binding. The coding region runs from base 1 to 1692 and encodes 563 amino acids. NCBI's taxonomy places the organism in Eukaryota, Metazoa, Chordata, Actinopteri, Gadiformes, Gadidae.
AUGGCAGACAUCCUGGAGCUGCGGACCGACGGCAACUCUCUGCUUAAGGCCGUGUGGCUCCAGCGCCUUCGGCUCACCAGGCUCCUGCUGGAGGGGGGGGCCUACAUCAACGAGAGCAACGAGCGUGGGGAGACACCGCUCAUGGUCGCCUGCAUGUCCAAACACGUCGACCAGCAGAGCGUGAGCAAGGCCAAGCUGGUGAAGUACCUGCUGGACAACAACGCCGACCCCAACAUACAGGACAAGGCGGGCAAGACGGCACUGAUGCACGCCUGCAUCCAGAGGGCCGGCCACGAGGUGGUGGCCCACCUGCUGAGCAACGGGGCCGACCCCAGCCUGGGGGACCGUGCCGGGGCCUCGGCUCUCGUAUACGCCAUCAACGCUGACGAUAAGGAGACGCUCAAGCUGCUGCUGGACACGUGCAAGGCAAAGGGGAAGGAGGUCAUCAUCAUCACCAUGGACAAGUCGCCGUCCGGCGCCAAAAACACCAAGCAGUACCUCAACGUGCCGCCCUCGCCAGAGCUGGACGAGAUGGGCUCCUCCCUGUACUGUACCUCCCCCUCCGACAUCCACGUGAUCGCCUGUCCCACGCCGCACCCCGCCGAGGGGGAGCAGCAGAACACGGUGGUCAGCUUCCAGACCAAGCUCAAGGUCUCCAGCUCGGCGGCCAAGCUCGCUAACGGCGUGCCCGCCUCACCAACGCGCCGGCCCGCUAACCCCAAGCGAGCGCGCCUGCCCCAGCUGAAGAGGCUACAGUCAGAGCCCUGGGGCCUCAUCGCCCCCUCCGUCCUCGCGGCCGCUGCUACCGCCGCCGCGGCUGCAGCCGCGUCUUCGUCCUCUGCUUCUUCCCCUUCUUCGUCCCACGACGACAGCAGGCGCGCCACCUCCAACGAAGAGCUGGUGAUGGGGCUGAACGGCCUCGCCCUCCUGAGCAAACGGUCGUCGCUGUCCCGACAGAACAGCGUUGACGGCAAAGAAUGCCUGUUCCCGUCCGUGAGCGAUCCCCCUUGCAAGAUGACAACCUCCAUCUCCGUCCCGCCAACCUCCAAAAUGGCGUACGACCUGGCCAUGAACCAGCAUCAGACCCUGAACCAGGCUCUGAACCAUCACCAGCCCCUGGCACGUUGGAGCACCGGGCCCCCCGAGCAAGACUGCUGUGGGGGCAGCACCGGCGGCCCGGUCAGUCUGAGGGACACGUUGGUGCACAGGAGGCGCCUAGGCAACACCGACUACUAUGACUCAGACUCCCAGCUGUACUCGGACUCGGCCACGCAGGACACUCCGCAGGUCCCGCUGGAGCGGAGGAAGCUCAACAUGUCCCCGCUGGCACUGCUCACCAGCUCCAGGGAGUCACUGGACAGCAACGCCAGCCUCUCCUCGCCCGGGCUGGCACGCCGGCGGGCACCGGGCCUGCUUGAGAGGCGUGGCUCAGGCACUCUGCUGCUGGACCACAUCUCCCACACCAGGCCCGGGUACCUGCCCCCGCUCAACAUCAACCCUAACCCGCCCAUCCCGGACAUCGGGGCCAGCAGUAAGCCCUCUUCACCGAUGGCACCGGGCAUCAGGGCUGUAGCUCCACCCAGCACCCCCAAAAGAGUGGGUCUGAAGCCCAAGAAGAAGCUGAUCCGGAGGCACUCUAUGCAAGUGGAGCAGAUGAAGCAGCUUUCGGAUUUUGAGGAGCUGGCCCAUUAGUCAGUGUCAGCACCGCGUUGAGAGGCCAUGUUUGUUUCAACAAUUUCAGGAAAUAAGGUUAUCGUUGAGCU